Molecule: messenger RNA, 928 nt
Organism: Rosa chinensis
Lineage: Eukaryota; Viridiplantae; Streptophyta; Magnoliopsida; Rosales; Rosaceae
Exons: 3
Coding region: 162-680 (172 amino acids)
Source: RefSeq, a predicted model, not a curated record
UUUUUUCUUAUCUCCAUGAUUACAGCUCAUUAAUGCGGUACCACUGACCUCUUCAAAACAGAGUGUGAAACUUACCAGAACAAUCAGUCAGAACAGAAUCCUGAGUAGAUCUCACUUUCCCCAAAAGCCAGUGACACACUGAAUUCCACAGCAAGAGAAACAUGUCAAGGCGAUCUGCCACUUGUUUGAGGUGUUGCCUGGUGGUGUUUGCGGUGGUUUCAGCUUUAGCGGUUUGUGGGCCGGCCCUGUAUUGGAGGUUCAAGAAGGGUGUUCAGUUGGGUGGUGCCAAAUCUUCUUGCCCAACUUGCAAUUGUGAUUGCCCUCCUCCUCUGUCCCUGCUCAAAAUCGCUCCUGGAUUGGCCAAUCUCUCAGUCUCAGAUUGCGGAAGUAAUGACCCAGAUCUGAAGCAGGAGAUGGAGAAGCAGUUUGUGGACCUCUUAACAGAAGAGUUGAAGCUGCAGGAAGCUGUCGCCACGGAGCACACCCGACACAUGAACAUCACAUUUGCUGAGGCAAAAAGGGUGGCUAUUCAGUACCAGAGAGAAGCAGAAAAGUGCAAUGCUGCAACAGAAACAUGUGAGGAAGCAAGAGAGCGUGCCGAGGCAUUGCUCAUCAAAGAGAGAAAGGUGACUUCCUUGUGGGAAAGACGAGCCCGUCAAGUGGGUUGGGAAGGGGAAUAGUUUGUAAAACAUGGCUAAUUGCAUGCCAUUCAGUUGAUCUACUUCUUUGUGUUUCUCCCCGGUAUUAUACAUACAACCAAGCAAAAUUGCUUCGGUUGUAUCCCUGUUACAGCACGAGUGAUCUGUCUCCCUCACCCUCUGUCCCUCUUCCAAUUGACUUGUAUUGCCCAGAAAUGGCAUAUAGUGAUCAGAUUAUCCUUUGUAAACGAAACCCAAUUUCAGUACAAAUAGAGAUACCAGUUCAAGCA